Messenger RNA from Lathyrus sativus (Indian pea), 372 nucleotides. The record is from the annotation of a GenBank genome assembly. NCBI's taxonomy places the organism in Eukaryota, Viridiplantae, Streptophyta, Magnoliopsida, Fabales, Fabaceae.
AUGGUUGGAGGGUUAGUUGGAGAUAACAUAGGAUUGAUUGAAGAGGUUAUCAAGAAGUCAUGUAGUUUGUCUUCCAAAGCUCACAAGUCACCAACGGAACCUUAUAUUUCUGAAAAUUUUAAGACAUCCUCGGACUCAGCAGCAUAUCUUGUUAUAAGCUUUCCUGGAUCGUGGGUGGAAACUGACUGGUUUGUUACAAAACCAGUUGGAGAAACUAAGAUAGAUCUUGGUCACUUUCCUUUACUUAAAAGUGUUGGCAAUGAUGAAACUGCUUUGGUAAACCAAGCUUUCUUAAACAGAUUCGACAGCUUAUUCAAAUUUUCCUCAAUUAUAUCCGAGGUGAAGAAAGGUGUGGCAGAAGGAAGCAUGUAG